AUAAAUUUUCUGAUUUUGUCAUUUGCAAUUACAUAGCAUCCUACAAUUUUGAGACAUCACCUCUAGGACAUCAUUGAUGAUUCUCUUCGAAUAAUAUAAAUUUCUCCGAGCUGAUGAAAUAAGACUAAAUCGCCGUCGUCUCUUUCCCGGCGGCUCUUAUCACGUUCAGUUCUACGACUGGAUAACCAUACACUAACCAUUUGGCCGACUCGUCUUAACAAAAUGGUUACCCUCGAUCGCCAGGAGAUCAUUGCGACUAACAAGUCGCUCCGUCUCAUAAAAAAUGAGCUUGAGCAUCUUCUCGAGAAGGGAGUUUUGACGGACGACGUAUUCAACUCAAUCAGUAGGGCGCUCCCUGCAGAGACCUCCCUCUCCGGCGCGCCUACACCAGUAGCACGAGGAGCUUCUGUCGCUUCACAUCCACCAGGCCCCCCGCCGCAACAUAUACCGCCUGUUAAUUCGAUGACCAACUUAGCAAUUAAUCCGAACCCGACACCCACGCCCGCACCUCCGGCUUACAGUUCAACUGGUCCUCCUUCGCUCCCUGCCCGCGCAGGACCUCCGGCGCCGCCUCCAUCAAAACCGAUCAUCGCACAUGCGAAGGCGCUCUAUAAAUACCAGGCCGCUGACGACCGGGAUUUGUCGUUCGAGCGCGAUGACAAGAUUGCUGUGUAUGAAUAUAUGAAUGAUGAUUGGUGGAUGGGACGCAACAAGCGGACGAAUGCCGAGGGCAUCUUCCCUAAAAAUUACGUCGAGUUAGACAAUAGCGAGAAAGCGGGAUUCUACGCCCCUGCUCAACCAGUGUACGCUACGCCUACGCCGGGAGGCAACGGGGGAUAUCCUCCACCGCCGCAGGCCCAGAACCCGUAUAACGCACAAGUUCCCCCCAUGGCUGUGGCGCAAGGAGGUGGUAGUCCCAGCACACCCGGCGAACCGAGCAAGCUGGAGCAGAAUGGUAAGAAAUUUGGCAAGAAGCUCGGAAAUGCUGCCAUCUUCGGUGCUGGUGCUACGCUUGGUGGUAAGAUUGUGAAUGGCAUAUUCUAGAUUAGGUUUUGUGAUGGAUGUCUGGUUUGUAAGUGGUUGUUUCUAUUACCAACCGUAACGAAUUAUAUUAAGACCGCAGUGGUAGUCUAUAUGCCCGGAUUGAUGGUACUAUUAGGAUUCUUAUAAGGGGUUUUUUUUUUUUUUUUUUUUUUUUUUUUUUGGUCUGGUGGCUUUGGGAUGAUGCGAUGUAUACCUAUCUACCCAAGGUAUUUUAUCACCAAAAUAGGUGUAGGAAUAUAUUCGUAACUUGAUCAGGUUUAUUAAUCGCCUUAUGUACAUACCUAGGUAGAUAGGUACCAAAUAAGGUAGGUACCUAGGUUUUCACAAUUGACAGGGAAUCCGGCAACCCAUCCGCUUCCAUUUGCACAAUACACAAGAUGUAUAAGUAGGAGGUAGGUACCUAAUGUUAGGUUGCAAUUUUUCAAACAUCCCCAACACAAACCCAUCUGACGCUCCAUAUCCUAACCCACGUUUAACCUUCAUCAUGUCUAAUAAGUCUCGAUUCUGCCCUCUCUGCGACAUCCUAGUCGACGUAUGGUUAAACCCUCACGAUAACCUAACCGUGGCAAAUCCUGACUAUCGCCUUAAUUGGUUGCAAGCAGUUCGAGCCU
This is a messenger RNA of Daldinia caldariorum, 1655 nucleotides long. RefSeq names its product SH3-domain-containing protein. Bases 223 to 1044 code for a protein of 273 amino acids. Gene Ontology annotation, biological process: protein transport to vacuole involved in ubiquitin-dependent protein catabolic process via the multivesicular body sorting pathway. Lineage: Eukaryota; Fungi; Ascomycota; Sordariomycetes; Xylariales; Hypoxylaceae. Gene Ontology annotation, cellular component: ESCRT-0 complex. The transcript has 2 exons. Gene Ontology annotation, molecular function: protein binding. The record is from RefSeq and is a predicted model, not a curated record.